This is a messenger RNA of Mytilinidion resinicola, 813 nucleotides long. RefSeq lists its product as uncharacterized. The record is from RefSeq and is a predicted model, not a curated record. The coding region runs from base 308 to 556 and encodes 82 amino acids. The transcript is spliced from 2 exons. Lineage: Eukaryota; Fungi; Ascomycota; Dothideomycetes; Mytilinidiales; Mytilinidiaceae.
CGCACCCUGUUGGCUGGGAAGUGGAGACCGCCAUGACGGAGACGCUCCGCUAUCGUCUUGGCUGGUUCUAUUAAUGCCAUGGCAACAGGGAGGAGGUUGGGACCUAGCAACAGCUAGGAUGGCUGUACCACCGAUAUAAACCAGCCGUAGAGCCGCAUCUUUACUUUUCUCUCACCAUCGUUCCACUGCAAAGUCUCUCGCUCUUCUCUCAUAUACGCCAGUCGUACUACAUAUUUCUACCUCACACGAGAUCUACUCCACCUCAACCGACCCAGUCAAAUCCUUUGCUCUCUCUCGCACAGGCAUCAUGCAGUUCUCCAUCCUCGCCGUCGCCGCUGUGCUCGCCUCUACCGCCUCAGCCGCCUACUACCCAAGGAGCGCCACCGGUUAUCCCACUGGAAUCUUUCCUACAGCGACUGGAGUCUACCCAACCGGUACUGGAGCAACACCCACUGCCACCCAGCCCGUGUUCACUGGUGCUGCGGACCCCCAUGCCCAGGUCGCAGGCUCGGCUUUGGGAUUCGUUGUUGCCGCUGGCUUUGCUCUGAUCAUAUAAUAAAGCACAAGCGCUUCAUUUGAUUCACACUUGGCGUAUUUCGGCGAGCGAGCAUUCGAGUAUUAUUUCGAAUCUAUCGAGGAGCUUCGACUCCUACAGAUCACAGAGAUCUGUAGAUGACUUUGGGAUGGCAAGAUGCCAAUUCGAUACGAUUAUAUUCUGGCGAUAAUCGAGGGCAUAAUGACUGGAUUGGAAGGAACCCUCGGACGAUAGAAAGGACGAGCAUUACUGGCUCUACAUACUGGACAUAGAUAGAG